Pygocentrus nattereri (red-bellied piranha) is the source of this 1418-nucleotide messenger RNA. RefSeq lists its product as uncharacterized. The record is from RefSeq and is a predicted model, not a curated record. NCBI's taxonomy places the organism in Eukaryota, Metazoa, Chordata, Actinopteri, Characiformes, Serrasalmidae. The transcript has 3 exons. The coding region runs from base 570 to 1373 and encodes 267 amino acids.
CGGCGGUCAAAUCCCCGCUCUGGCGAACACUGUUCACAUUAGCUCAAUGCUAACUAGCGAAUAUGAGAAACUGGGCUGCUUUUGAGACGCCAGUGAAGAGAAAUGUUCCUCUGCGCUUCUUCCACAACAAAACCCAGAAAUUUACACGCUUAAAUCUUUGAACCCGUCUUUGUGUAAAUCGAGGAGCUGGCAGCUAAUUUCCUUAAACAGAACUAAGCCGCUCCGCUAGCUAACAGGCUAAAAGAUAGCAAACAUGCUAAACUCCACUAUUAACAUCACAGGCUUGAAUUAAAGUAGUUAGGUUGUGAUUUUACUGUAAAAACGGCCGUAUAAAAAUCUAAAGAAUGUCACUUGAACCAUUUACACGCUUCAAAUAUCCGCGUUUUAGUCAGAUCUGCCUUAAAUAACGUCAAGUCCAGGCCGAAUCCCAAACGCCUCUGUGCUCCCUAAGUAGUACACUAGGGAAGUUUUGAGUAUUAUGCGCUGCUGGGCUGAAGGAGCCAGUGUUUAGAUUCCUGAGUAGGAAAAUCAGUCAAUCGUUUGAGUCGGUUUGCAGUGCGGACGUGAGAAUGGACGCCAAACCCGAACCCGGACCUGAACCCGAACCAGGAACGUCUUCCAGCUUUCUGACUCCACUGACUAAAGACUCCAAGUUCCUCAGAUUCUUCAAGAAGACGGCUGAGGAGCUGGUCAGAUGGAUUGGGUCUGAAUGUCAUCCUCGAUUCCCUGUGUGCUUCCUUUACGAGCAUCUGGUGGAUCGUUUGAUGGAACAAGUUAAGAUGCUGGCCUGGAUAGACAUUACCUUUGAGGCAUCUGAUGCGCGGCUCUUCCCUGAUGAGGUCGAUGCCGUGUCUUAUAUUUUCAGCGAAGUGCAUGAAGACCUCUUGAACAAGCCCUGGAGAAUGGAAGUAUCUUGUUUCAACGAGGGAUUCCUCUGUUACCUCACCUACGCUGUCAUGGACGCUUUCAUUAAUUACACAUUGUCCUGCUGUACAGCAGCAAGUACGUCCUCAGACAGUGACCUUGAUGAAGGAUCACAGGGGGAGCCUGAGAUGCAGGAGGUCUGUAGCACCGUCCUCGGUCAGCAGAGUCCAUCAGAGUGCGAGGAACUGAUCCGAGAACUUGGUGGAUCUUCCGAUUCGGCUGACCUGAGUCAUGACGAGUGCUCUGAGACCCUCACCGGCUUCCAAACUUACAGGGACUCAGAGGUGGAGAAUCCUGAAGGCCUGGAGGUUCCUGCCUGCGCUAACGGUACUACAGGUUCCAACACAACCGGAACAAAGUGGAAGAAGCUCCGUUCUCGUAUCUCCAGCUUCGUGAGACGAGUCUUCCUCUUCGGAUGCGUCCCAUGUAGGCGCGUGGUACCACGCUGAAAUUUUUUAAUUUUGACCAAUUAAAGCAUGAACAGCAUUCUUUUU